Molecule: messenger RNA, 1788 nt
Organism: Sporothrix brasiliensis 5110
Lineage: Eukaryota; Fungi; Ascomycota; Sordariomycetes; Ophiostomatales; Ophiostomataceae
Exons: 2
Coding region: 1-1788 (595 amino acids)
Source: RefSeq, a predicted model, not a curated record
AUGGCAUCACGGCCGCGAAAAAAAAGGCCCGUUCCCGUUACGGCCUCCCCGGCGACCGAGGACAGCAACGACAUGUGGCCCGUCGCCAAGGACGCCGCAGUGGCCGUCAAGCUCGUCCUCGUGUCCGACUGGCGGCAUUUUGUGCGCUGCUUCGUCUACGUCCCGACGGGCAUCUUUGCCAUUCUGGCCGCCUGCUACGGCGUCGACCGCCUCCUGGCACUGGGCGGCGUCUCCUUUCCUGCGUCUGUGGCCUGCCUCGUCCUUUUGUUCUUGUCGCUCCUCUUGGCCGACGUCCUCCUCGGCCACCACAGGACCAAAGCGCUCGUGCAGGCCAUCAAUGUCCCAGGGGGCUGGUCGCUGCGCUGGCUCAACCUGUUUUUCACGCCGUCGUUUGUCAUGCUGCCGCUGAGUCCGCCCAUUUCGGCGACGGAAGUGGGCAAAAUGGUUGCGGUGUUUGUCGUCGGCUUUCUGGUCAUGAUGGUCGCCACGGCGUACAUGACCCGCUGGAUCCAGCUGCUGACGAGCCCGCCGCGCAAAUCGAUCGACCAGCAGACGGAGGGCGCGCGGCGGGAUGUUCUCCCGGGCGACGGCGGCAUCGACGACCGCCGGGACGACGACGAAGAGCUGGCGCCGCUCCGAACCGAUUUUGGCGGCGACCGUCCGAGCACAGACCGCACAGACGGCAUGCCGCCGCUGCCGCCACAGUCGCACGCCGCCGCCUACAUUACCAUCCGCGGGCAGAAUUUGGACGAUCCGCUGAGCUCCUUCAGCGACGUACCCGCGGCGUCCUCGCGCAUGCAAAUGCAUCUGCUCCGGCAAUCGGCCGCGGUCCUCAUGGCACGGUCUUCGCGGCGUCCACAAAGUGCCGCGACGAGCGGCACGUCGUCACCGACGCCGCCCGCCCGCGCCGACCGCUGGGCCGCGUGGCUGGGCAAGCACGCCGACACGCUGCUGUGUGCAGGGAUGGGGUUGUUUGUCGGUGCGCCCAUCUACUACGCGACCGGCUACGCCAUGCCGCUGCAGCUGGCCGUCAACGUCCUCAUGUUCUUUGGCGCCAUGUCGCUGCCGGCCGCGUGGCGCCAGAUCCUGCACCCGGUGCUCGUCUCGGCCUUUUCGACGUUCCUUCUCAUCUGGCUGCUGGGUCGCGUCCGUGGCGACGGGUUGGUCGAGACGCUGCACCAGUACCGGCCGGGAAAUACGUAUCUGCAGGUGUGGUCUGCGGCCACCGGUUCCCGCAAACCCGGCGCCGGCGAUGUGCUGGCCAGCGCCCUGGACGCCAGCAUCGUGUCCCUGGCCCUGCCCAUGUACCAGUACCGCCACGAGCUGAAGCACCACUUCUGGGCCAUUGUCGUCCCCAACAUCUUGCUGUCCGUGGCCUCCCUCUUUGCCUACCCCGUUGUCUGCUACCGCAUUGGCAUCAGCGCCCAACGCAGCCUGGCCUUUACAUCGCGCAGUCUGACGCUGGCGCUGGCCACGCCGGCGGUGCGCAACCUGGGCGGCGACGUCAACACAGUGGCGGCGGUGGCCAUUUUGUCGGGCGUCCUGGGCGUGCUGAUUGGGCGCAAGGUGCUGGCCUGUUUGCGGAUUCCAGAAGACGACUAUGUCACAAGAGGCGUCACGUUCGGAGCAAACGCUUCUGCGUUGGGAACGGCCCUCUUGCUGAGGGUUGACCCUCGCGCGGCCGCCAUUUCCAGCCUGGCCAUGGGGCUGUUCGGUGCUAUUACCGUGGCCUUUUCGUCCGUCCCGCCCAUGGUCCACAUCAUACGGUCUCUUGUUGGGUUGGAAUAA